Xiphias gladius (swordfish) is the source of this 1205-nucleotide messenger RNA. RefSeq names its product transcription factor Sox-17-beta.1-like. NCBI's taxonomy places the organism in Eukaryota, Metazoa, Chordata, Actinopteri, Istiophoriformes, Xiphiidae. The record is from RefSeq and is a predicted model, not a curated record. The transcript has 4 exons. The coding region runs from base 1 to 1170 and encodes 389 amino acids.
AUGCAGGGGCAAACCCGAAGAAGAAAACGAGAGACGGUUCGAGAAGACGGUCCGCCCGACAGAAACCGGGCCUCUGAGCUCUGUCAGACCGGAGACAGAGAUCAGACUCGACAGCGCACCGGGACCGAGACUAAUUCUGCGUCCUCGGUCGGAGCAAGGAGUCGGGUACCACCCCUAUCGGCCUUUUCCGACAAACCGCCACUCAAUCAAGGUGCUGUGGCGGAGGAGAGCAGCCGCGGCGGUGGCGGGGUCAGGUCAGAGACGGUCGCCCCAGGGCCUCCGUCUGGUGGACGCGUCGUCGCCGAGAGGCUGGACGUGCCACAGGCCGCCGCAGCCGGAGAACCCCCGAGGCCGGAUCCAGCUCGCCUCGCCGCGACCUCACCCAGUCCCGGAAGCGUUAGCGCGGUCGCCAGCUUCACCAUCCCGCCAACAGAGGAAGAUCUGAAGCAGAUGCAGUCCAUCCAAGACAAGAAUGGACAUAUCAAACGGCCGAUGAAUGCCUUCAUGGUGUGGGCUCGUAUCCAUCGGCAUGCCCUGAGCAAAGCCUGCCCCGGGGCCGGCAUGAUAGACACCAGUAUUCAGCUGGGCCGCGAGUGGUCCAAGCUGAGUAAAGAACAGAAGAGGCCCUACUAUGAAGUGGCUCACAAACUGAAAAACACACAUAAGCAGCAAUUCCCUGAUUAUGAGUUUCGCCCCCAGAGGAAGAAGGGCAGAGAGCGUUUGUCCUCGGGGCAGGAAACAGGACAGGGAGCAGGACAGGACCCUGGUGUUUCCUCUUUGGUCUCAAAGGCCGUACCACCAGCUCAGUCCAAGUUGCUGGGUCUUACAUUGCACCUAUGUCCCUCCGUGAUGCCCUGCACAGUGAACAACUAUCCUCACUCAUAUUUUUACCCGUAUAAUGUGAUGGGCCUCUACUCCAGGGUCCCGAUCCAUUGUUCAAGACACCCGAAUGCCAGCAGCUCCAUGGAAAAAGUGAGGAACCACCACAGCAUUCAGCUGCCGAAGGACAAGGCGGCUCUGGCUGCAGAGCGUCAUCCAGCUGAUGUUAGUCAUGACCUCCUCCUUGAAUCUAACACAGCGUCAGAGAGCCUAGCUCAGCCUGACAUUGACACCAGCCAAAAAAGCGACAGUAAAUGCGAGUAUUUUGUCGAUGUCGUUGGACUGCUUUAAGAGAUGUUCAGCACACACAAAGCAACACUUUCAGC